Molecule: messenger RNA, 12873 nt
Organism: Ictalurus punctatus (channel catfish)
Lineage: Eukaryota; Metazoa; Chordata; Actinopteri; Siluriformes; Ictaluridae
Gene: dnah3
Product: dynein axonemal heavy chain 3
Exons: 60
Coding region: 21-12008 (3995 amino acids)
Biological process (GO): microtubule-based movement
Cellular component (GO): dynein complex
Molecular function (GO): ATP hydrolysis activity; dynein intermediate chain binding; ATP binding
Source: RefSeq, a predicted model, not a curated record
AGGAUGACAGUGUGUGCAGUAUGGGUGGUGUAGGUGGACUGCCGCACCUUCCACAGUCGUCCUCCCAGGUAGCGUCUUACCUUCACCAGAGCAGACUGUUCCCGCCCCUCCUGGAGAACUCACGCUGGACUCGGGUGACUCCGUUUCAUGAUCAGAUACAACACAGGACACAGAGCGAGAGUAUCGCCAACAACUACAGCCCACAGGCACGACACCUGAGGAUCACACACCUGCAGCACCCACACUCAUAUCUCUUCAGAUAUUCUGCUUCAUCACAGAAGAGUGUGAGACUCACUCACAGACCACACAGGAAGGCAGUGACUCCAGUAAGUCCUCCUUUAACCCCUGAACAGCAGCUGGUCAUCAUGCAGGAGCUGGAGAACAGGAACUCGACAGAACCCACUCCCACUGAGUUAGAGAGGUAUAUGUACUACAUCAGUAACGGGCUACAGGAGGACACGGUCGCCCCUCAGCCUUUUCACCACAUCAUCAACAUCCUUAAGCUCCUUCCUUCAUGUUUCCAUGGCAACCGGAUGCUGCAAAACCUUUUGGAGGAAGUGAAGAGUGGUUUUAAUUUCAGUGUCCGCAAAAGCAUCGUGGAUUACAUCCUGAUGGACGAGCAGCAGAGGAAGAGGCUGUCCAUCUCCAGCAUUCCUGUCCCGUUUCCUCAGCGUGUGAUCCGUGCUCCGGUUCCCUGGUCUCUCUCUUACAGACACACUCACAGCUGGUGCACACAGCACCUGUUCACUGUCAAUCCCAUCAUGCACCAGCUACAGGAACUCUGGAUCAACAAUUUCUCAGAUCUGCGUUUUGUGUGUUCGGAGGAUUUUCACUCUGAGAAUCUGCCGCUGCUGCCCUCAGAGUUCCAGCAGUUCAUACAGACGCAGUGUCAGACCAUCAGGGACCUGCUCAUCAACACGUGGUUGCCACAGUGUGCGUCACUCUUUUUUACCUAUAAGGAUGUGUGGCUGCCCCUGGUGCCACAGAGGGAUGACGUUGUCCCGGUACAGGCGCAGAAGUUUUUCUCCUGUGUAGCCGCACUGAUGUCACUACAACUUCGCAGCCUGGUGAUCGCAUCACUGCAGGACCUGCUGCACUUCCUGUCACUGCACCAGGAUGGUACUGAUUUCAGGGAGUGUUAUGAUGAGCUGUAUUACACACAGUGUCCACUCCUGUUGGUCAAGCUGAGGGUGGAAGAGUCGAGCGUCACGUUUCAGCCUCCGCUGCCUCAGUGCUGGGAUCUCAUCAAAACAUCAUUCAUCCACAUCAUCACCAGCGCUGACCACUUACCCCGGGUGGAGUGUUACCUGUUCCCUGAGCUCCAGAAGAGGGAUUUAACUCUGCGCUCGGUCAGACAGGACGAGUCGCUCGUCACAGACCUGCUUAAUCGAGCCAGAGUGAUCUAUCAGAGGAACACUGUGGCCCCACACAGAUACUUGGACAUGUAUAAUAAAUACAGCAGUCUGCUGGAUCAGUCAGCCAGACAGGAUAUUCUCUCAUUCCUCCAGGAGAAACACUCCCUACAGGGCUUUGUCAAAAAGAUCGAGGGGGUACAGUGUGUGUGGAACGAGAUCUCGUCUCUGCGUGUGACCGUCCCUCUGUCACUCUUCUGUCUGGAGGCUGUGAGGCUCCACCAGGAUCUGUGUGACCGCACGGAGAACCUGAAACACCUGCUCAUCACCUACGAGCUGGAGGAGAACCGGCAACUCAACCAGAGUAUCUGUCAGAGGUACCAGCAGAUUGUGGACACAGUGAUGAGUGUACCAGCCAACACAGAAGAACUGGUGGAGCUCAGUCAGUUCCUGAAACACACCAGCGAUGUGACUGUACACACACUGCGUGAUGAAAUUAGUGAAGCGGCCGAGCGCCUGAGCUUCCUGCUGGACUACGCCUCGCUCACCGGUGAUGAUUUUAAGCUGAACAGCAGAGUGUUCCACUGGCCGGAGCAGAUCCGUAAUGUGUGUGAGGUCCAUCAGGACAAACUGGCCAAUCAGAGAGAUCAUGUUGAGGACCAACUGCGCAAGAGGAUUGCAGAGCUGGAACACACACUGCAGGGUGUAUCUAAAGACAUGGAAGUGUUUAAGAAGAGAGAAGUGAUGAGCGUGGAGGAGAUGAAGAACAACGUGGAGAAGCUCAGCGGGAUCACGGCACGCCUGGAGAACGCCAACACACAACUUGAGUGCAUUAAUAAGGAGGAGUGUUUGCUGGAAAAAGAGCCGACUCAGUUCCCCCUGCUGCAGACCAUCAUGACCAUCAAACAGCCAUACGAUCAGCUGUGGAGCACGGCUCUGAACUUCCACACCAAAUCAGACGUCUGGAUGAACGGCCCCUUCAUGGAGCUGAAUGCAGAGCAGAUCUCUGAUGAUCUGUCGAACAUGUACAGACACAUGUACAAGCUGAAGAAGGGUUUCUCUGAGGUCGCGGCUCCACGUCGAGUGGCAGACAGCUUCUGCACCAAAAUCCAGAAGUUCAAGCAGCACCUGCCUGUCCUGAGCACCAUCUGUAACCCUGGCAUUAAAGCCCGCCACUGGGAAAAGAUCAGCGGCAUUGUGGGAUUUGAUGUAAAGCCAGACGCACACACGUCUCUCCUCAACAUGCUGGAGCUCGGCCUGCCCAAAUAUGCCGACAAGUUAGAGGAGAUCAGUGCGUCUGCCAGUAAGGAGUAUUCUCUGGAGAAAGCUUUAGAAAAGAUGAAGAACGAGUGGACAGAGCUCCAGUUCGACUUCACACAAUACAGAGACACGGGUACAAGUGUUGUCUCUUCAGUGGAUGACAUUCAGGUGUUGUUGGACGAUCACAUCAUUAAGACACAAACAAUAAAGGGAUCUCCGUUCAUCAAACCCAUUGAGGCGGAGUGCAAGGAAUGGGAGGAGAAGCUGUUGCAGGUGCAGGACAUUUUGGAUGCCAUGCUGAAGUGUCAGUCCUCUUGGCUGUACCUGGAGCCCAUCUUCAGCUCAGAGGACAUCAUCGCGCAGAUGCCCGAGGAGGGCCGCAAGUUCAGCAUCGUCGACACCUGCUGGAGGGACAUGGUCACUGAAGUGUUAAAGGACACACACGUGUUAGUGGCCACAGCGCAGCCCAACAUGCUGGAGCGUCUGCACGACUCAAACAUCUUCCUGGAGGAAAUUCAGCGUGGUCUGAACACCUACUUGGAGGAAAAAAGACUCUACUUUCCCAGGUUCUUCUUCCUCUCUAACGACGAGCUGCUGGAGAUCCUGUCUGAGACCAAGGAUCCUCAGCGCGUCCAGCCCCACCUGAAGAAGUGCUUCGAGGGAAUCGCUAAGCUGGAGUUCACCUCAGAGCUCGAGAUCACCGGGAUGAUCAGCUCCGAGAGAGAGACCGUCCCCUUCACACACCCCAUCUACCCUGCUAAGGCCAAGGGCAUGGUUGAGAAGUGGCUCCUGGAGGUAGAGCACAUGAUGCUGAGGAGCGUGAGAGAUGUCAUACAAGGCGGGUUAGAGCAGUACCCUGAGGUCCCCAGGAAGAAGUGGGUGUUGCAGUGGCCUGGUCAGGUAGUGAUCUGUGCUUCCUCCAUUUUUUGGACCAGUGAGGUGUCUAACGCUAUACAGAACAAUACUCUGCGUGCCUACGUGGAUCAGUGUAACGCUCAGAUUGCAGACAUUGUUGAGCUGGUCAGGGGGAAACUCUCAGGAGGAGCUAGACUCACACUGGGAGCUCUAACUGUUAUUGAUGUGCAUGCACGUGACGUGGUGGUGAAGCUGGCGCAGGACGGCGUGUCGUCUCUAAACGACUUCCAGUGGAUUUCACAGCUGAGAUAUUACUGGGAGGGAAGUGAGGUCAUGCUGAGGAUGAUCACCACCGAGGUCACAUACGGAUACGAGUACUUGGGGAACUCACCACGACUCGUCAUCACCCCGCUCACAGACCGCUGCUACAGGACGCUGAUGGGAGCUCUGAAGCUGAAUCUGGGAGGAGCUCCGGAGGGACCUGCAGGAACAGGAAAAACGGAGACCACCAAAGACCUGGCCAAGGCUCUGGCCAAACAGUGCGUGGUGUUUAAUUGCUCAGAUGGUCUGGAUUAUAAAGCGAUGAGUAAGUUCUUUAAAGGUUUGGCUCAGUCUGGAGCGUGGGCCUGCUUCGAUGAGUUCAACCGCAUUGAGGUGGAGGUGUUAUCAGUGGUGGCUCAGCAGGUGUUGAGUAUUCAGCAGGCCAUAGCGAAGAAUCUGAAGCGGUUCAUGUUUGAGGGAACCGAGCUCUCGCUGAACCCAACCUGCUGCGUCUUCAUCACCAUGAACCCAGGAUACGCCGGCCGAGCAGAGCUGCCUGAUAACCUUAAAGCUCUGUUCCGUACAGUAGCCAUGAUGGUGCCAGAUUACGCACUGAUUGGAGAGAUAUCCCUCUACUCCAUGGGCUUCAUUCAGUCCCGCAGCCUGGCACAGAAGAUCGUAGCGACGUAUCGCCUGUGUUCGGAGCAGCUCUCCUCACAGCACCACUACGACUACGGCAUGCGAGCCGUCAAAUCGGUGCUGACCGCGGCGGGGAACCUGAAACUGAAGUUCCCACAGGAGGACGAGAGCGUUCUGCUGCUCAGAGCACUCAUGGACGUCAACAUGGCCAAAUUCCUGGCCCAGGACGUCCCUCUCUUCCAGGGUAUAAUAUCAGAUCUGUUUCCCGGUGUGGUGUUGCCGAAGCCCGAUUAUGAGUUAUUGCUAAAAGCUGUACAUGAGAACAUCAUCAAACUCAAACUGCAGCCUGUUCCCUGGUUCAUCAGCAAGAUCAUACAGGUGUAUGAGAUGAUGCUGGUGAGGCAUGGUUUCAUGAUUGUUGGUGAACCGCUCGGAGGGAAAACCUGUGCGUAUAAAGUUUUAGCGGGAGCUCUGAGAGACCUGUAUGAGGGAGGUCUGAUGGAGGAGUUUGCGGUAGAUUUCCGUAUCAUUAACCCAAAGGCCAUCAGCAUGGGUCAGCUGUACGGCCGUUUCGACCCGGUGAGUCACGAGUGGACAGACGGCGUGCUGGCCACAGUGUUCCGGGAGCAGGCUCAGUCCACCGCUGAAGACCGGCAGUGGAUGGUGUUCGACGGACCGGUCGAUGCCGUGUGGAUCGAAAACAUGAACACCGUACUCGAUGACAACAAAAAGUUGUGUCUGAUGAGCGGUGAGAUUAUCCAGAUGAGUCCUAAGAUGAGUCUGAUCUUUGAGCCGGCCGACCUGGAGCAGGCCUCACCGGCUACUGUCAGCAGGUGUGGUAUGAUCUACAUGGAGCCCCAUCAACUAGGCUGGACUCCACUCAGGGACUCUUACAUGGACACACUCCCAGACAGCUUGUCACCAGAACACCAUGAACUGAUUGUGGAUCUGUUUGAUUGGCUGGUUCAGCCGUGUUUGGACUUCAUCGCCCGUAAUUGCCGUUUCCUGGUGCAAACUUCACCCAUGCACCUCACCUAUAGCCUCAUGCGCCUGUAUUCCUGUCUGCUCGAUGAGAUUGCGGCCGUGGGUCAGGAAGGGGCGGAGCCUAUGUCCAGUCAGCAGAUGACCAUGUGGCUGCAGAGCCUUUUCCUAUUGGCUAUGGUGUGGACAGUGGGCGGGACUAUAAACGGUGACAGCAGGAAGAGGUUUGAUGUCUUUUACAGGAAUCUGCUCACAGGAACGAUGGACGAGUACCCGAGACCCAAAAGUGUCAAACUCACCAAGAACAAUGUGUUCCCAGAGAGAGGUUCGGUGUAUGAUUAUUAUUUCCAUAAGCAGGGAUCAGGACAGUGGCACACAUGGACCGAGUCCAUCAGCAAAGAGGAGAGCACCAUACCACCUGGAGCAAAUGUGUCUGAUCUGAUCAUUCCCACCAUGGAGACGGCACGUCAGUUCUUCUUCUUGAGGACGUACCUGUCUCACCAGGUGCCCCUGCUCUUCGUGGGGCCUACAGGAACCGGGAAAUCCAUCAUCAACUCCAACUUCCUGAUGUCUCUGCCUAAAGAGCAGUACACACCCAACUGCCUCAACUUCUCCGCCCGCACCUCCGCCAACCAGGUGCAGGACAUCAUCAUGGCCAAGCUGGACCGGCGCCGGAAAGGUGUGUUCGGACCAGCGCCGGGGAAGAAGUGCGUCGUCUACGUGGAUGACCUGAACAUGCCUGCAAAGGAGGUUUACGGAGCUCAGCCCCCCAUCGAGCUGCUGCGGCAGUGGAUUGAUCAUCGGCACUGGUACGACAAGAAGGACACGUCCAGGCUGGACAUCGUAGACGUGCUGUUUAUCUCCGCCAUGGGGCCCCCCGGUGGAGGGAGGAAUGAUAUCACAGGUCGUUUUACACGUCACCUGAACAUUGUCUCCAUCGACUCAUUUGAUGAUGAGACUCUGAGUAAGAUCUUCACCUCCAUCACCGACUGGCACUUCAGCACAGGAUUUGACACAUCCUUCUAUAGGCUGGGGAAGAUCCUUGUUCAGGCCACUAUGGCGGUGUAUAAGGAUGCGAUGGAGCGUUUCCUGCCCACUCCGUCUAAAUCUCACUACAUAUUCAACCUCAGAGACUUCGCCAGGGUUAUUAAAGGAGUGCUGCUGUGCCCACACACACACAUGCAGGAUGGUGAUAAACUGAUCAGGUUGUGGAUCCAUGAGGUUUACCGUGUCUUCUACGAUCGUCUGAUCGACAGCGAGGACAGAAAGAUGUUCUUCAACAUCGUCCGAGAGAGAACAGCAGCCUACUUCAAACAGACCCUGGAUAAGCUCCUGUGCCAUCUCUCUCUGAGUGGUACAGUGACAGAUGAUAACAUAAGAUCCCUCUUUUUUGGUGACUAUGCCACACCGGAUUCAGACACGAGCAGGACUUAUGAUGAGAUCCGAGACCUUUGCUCACUCACCAGUGUCAUGGAUCAUCACCUGCAGGAGUUUAACAGUAUGAGCACGGCCCCAAUGAGCCUCGUCAUGUUCCAGUUCGCCAUCGAGCACAUCUCCCGCAUCUGCCGUGUGCUGAAGCAGGACAACGGCCACUUGCUCCUCGUGGGCAUCGGCGGAUCCGGCCGCAGCAGCGCCGCCAAACUGGCCACCUUCAUCAGCCAGUACGAGCUCUUCCAAAUCGAGCUCACCAAGAACUACGGCAGGGCCGAGUGGAGGGAUGACCUGAAGCGCGUGAUGACCAAGGCCGGGGUGGAGGGGAAAAAGACCACGUUUCUCUUAGGGGAUGGACAGAUGAAGGAUGAGAUGUUUGUGGAGGACGUGAACACGCUUCUAAACACCGGAGACGUACCCAACAUGUUCGCACAGGAUGAGCGUGCUGAAAUCGUGGAGAAGAUGCAUAGCGUCGCCAAGAAUGAGGGGAGAAAAAUCGACGCCACGCCCCUCUCUAUGUACAACUUCUUCAUCGACAGGGUCAAAGAGAACCUGCACAUCGUCCUGGCGAUGAGCCCGAUCGGCGACGCGUUUCGGAACCGUCUGCGCAUGUUCCCAUCUCUGAUUAACUGCUGCACGAUCGACUGGUUCCAGGCGUGGCCUACAGACGCACUGGAGAUGGUCGCUAACAAAUUCCUGGAAGACGUAGAGCUGGAGAAUCACAUCAGGAGAGAGGUGGUGGAGAUGUGUAAGACAUUUCAGGAGAGUGUGCAGAAGCUUUCCGAGCAAUACUACUCACAGCUGCGCAGACAUAAUUACAUCACUCCCACCUCCUACCUAGAGCUGAUCCUCACCUUCAAGACACUUCUGAAGGCCAAGCGCAAUGAGGUGGACACGUUCAGGAACCGCUACCUGAUUGGCCUGGACAAACUUGACUUUGCUGCAUCACAGGUGGCAGUGAUGCAGCAGGAGCUGACUGCUCUUCAGCCUGAGCUGAUCCGAACCUCGGCUGAGACGGAUGAGAUGAUGGUGAAGAUCGAGAAGGAGACGAUAGAGGUGGACGCGAAGAAAGAGCUUGUCGCCGCCGAUGAGAAAAUAGCCAAUGAGGCUGCGGCAGCUGCAAAAGCCAUUAAGGAUGAGUGUGAAGGAGACCUUGCAGAAGCAAUGCCAGCACUGGAAGCAGCUCUUUCGGCUCUCGACACGCUGAAACCUGCUGACAUCACCGUGGUAAAGUCCAUGCAGAACCCUCCUGGUGCUGUUAAACUCGUCAUGGAGUCCAUCUGUGUAAUGAAGGGCAUCAAACCCGAGAGGAAACCCGAUCCUGGAGGUUCCGGUAAGAUGAUUGAGGAUUAUUGGGGUCCGUCCAAGAAGCUGCUGGGAGACUUAAAGUUCCUGGAAAGCCUCAAAGCCUUUGACAAAGACAACAUCCCUGCCGCCAACAUCAAGAAAAUCCGUGAGAAGUUUAUUGAUAAUCCUGAUUUUCAACCUGUGCUGAUCAAAAACGUCUCGUCUGCCUGUGAGGGUUUGUGCAAGUGGGUCCGGGCCAUGGAGGUGUACGAACGGGUUGCCAAAGUGGUGGCCCCAAAGAAAGAGAGGCUCUGCAAGGCAGAGGAAGAGCUGGCAGUUCAAAUGAAAACUCUUGCAGUGAAGCGUGGCGAGCUGAAAGCUGUGCAGGACCGUCUGUGCUCUCUGAAUGACACGUUUGCUGCAAUGAUGCAGAAGAAAAAGGACCUAGAAGAUAAUAUCGAGCUGUGCUCACAGAAACUGAUCCGGGCUGAGAAGCUGAUCGGUGGACUGGGAGGAGAAAAGGACAGGUGGACAGAAGCGGCACGACUCCUGGGAAUCAAAUACACUAACCUGACCGGGGAUGUGCUCCUUUCUUCAGCCACAGUGUCAUACCUGGGAGCUUUUACCGUGGAUUACCGGGUGGAAUGCCAGCGGGAAUGGCAUAAGAUUUGCAUGGAAAGGAAAGUGCCAUGUUCUGAAUACUUCACACUUAGCAACACCCUUGGCAAUCAAGUCCUGAUCCGGGCAUGGCGGAUCGCUGGGUUACCCGUAGACUCUUUCUCCACAGACAAUGGCAUCAUUGUGUCAAAUUCACGCCGCUGGCCACUCAUGAUAGACCCUCAGGGACAGGCCAACAAGUGGAUCAAGAACAUGGAGAAGGCCAACAAGCUGGCCAUCAUCAAGCUCUCUGAUAGCAACUAUGUGCGAACCUUAGAAAACGCCAUCCAGUUUGGAACCCCUGUCCUCCUGGAGAACGUGGGUGAGGAGCUGGAUGCUAUUCUAGAGCCAGUUCUUCUGAAGCAGACUUUCAAGCAGCAGGGUGUAGAAUACCUGAAGCUGGGCGAGAACAUCAUUGAAUAUUCCCAAGACUUCCGUUUCUAUAUGACCACUGGGUUGAGGAACCCACACUACCUGCCUGAAGUGGCCGUGAAGGUGUGUUUGCUGAAUUUUAUGAUCACACCUCUUGGGCUGCAAGACCAGCUUCUCGGCAUUGUGGCUGCUAAAGAGAAACCAGAACUGGAGGAAAAGAAAAACCAACUCAUCCUCGAGAGUGCAGCCAACAGCAAGCAGCUUAAAGAGAUCGAGGACAAGAUACUGGAAGUUCUCUCCUCAUCCCAAGGGAACAUCCUGGAAGAUGAGACAGCUAUCAAGGUGCUGUCGUCCUCCAAGGUCCUGUCUGAGGAGAUCUCGGAGAAGCAGAAGAUCGCGAGUGAAACAGAGCAGGAGAUAGACAGAACGAGGAUGGGCUAUCGCCCCGUGGCCGAGCACUCAUCCAUCCUUUUCUUCUGCAUCUCUGAGCUGGCCAACAUUGAGCCAAUGUACCAGUACUCGCUCGCAUGGUUUAUCAGUCUCUAUCUUCACUCCAUUGCUCAAAGUGCACCAAGCGAAGACUUAACUACUCGCAUUGCUCACAUCCUCGAGCACUUCACCGUCAGCGUCUACAACAAUGUGUGCCGCUCGCUCUUUGAGAAGGACAAGCUGCUCUUCUCACUGCUUCUCACUGUCGGAAUCAUGCAAGGCAAAGGUCAAAUCAAUGACCUCAUCUGGCGCUUCCUGCUCACCGGCGGUAUUGCACUUGACAAUCCACACCUAAACCCCGCCCCUGAGUGGCUGUCGGACAAAGCGUGGUCAGAGGUGGUCCGAGCCUCAAAGCUCCCAAGCCUUGAAGGUCUCUUUGAAGAUGUACGUGAAAACAUGGCUGAGUGGAAGCAGGUUUACGACUCAAGCUGCCCGCACGAGGAGUGCUUCCCAGGCAAAUGGCACACCCUGGUGGGCAUGGCGCGUAUGGCAGUGCUGCGCUGCUUCCGGCCUGAUAAAAUCGUUCCUGCUGUGCAGCAGUUCAUCGUGGAGAACAUGGGACGCACCUACAUCGAACCGCCGACGUUCGACCUGGCAAAAAGCUACAGUGACUCCAACUGCUGCUCGCCGCUAAUCUUUAUACUCUCACCAGGGUCGGAUCCCACCGCAGUGUUGUUGAAGUUUGCAGAAGAUGUGAAUAUGGGGGGCAGUAAGACCCAGGCUGUGUCACUUGGUCAGGGACAGGGCCCUGUCGCUGCUAACAUCAUCAACUCUGCUCUUAGCAACGGAACGUGGGUUGUUCUACAAAACUGUCAUCUAGCAACCAGCUGGAUGCCAACGCUGGAGAAGAUCUGUGAGGAGGUGAUCACGCCUGAGAAAACACACCCUGAUUUCAGGCUGUGGUUGACCAGUUACCCGUGUGAGAAGUUUCCGGUCAGUAUCCUGCAGAAUGGAGUGAAGAUGACUAACGAGCCUCCUAAAGGUCUGAGAGCCAAUCUGCUGCGCUCCUACCUCACUGACCCACUGUGUGACCCCGCCUUCUUUAACAGCUCCACCCAACCCCAUGCCUGGAGGAAGCUGCUCUUUGGCCUCUGCUUUUUCCACGCACUCGUGCAGGAGAGGAGAACCUACGGCCCGCUAGGCUGGAAUAUCCCUUAUGAGUUUAAUGAGUCGGAUCUGAGGAUCAGCGUGCGUCAGAUUCAGAUGUUCCUGGAUGAGUAUGAGGAGAUUCCUCUUGAGGCACUGACUUACCUGACUGGCGAGUGUAAUUAUGGUGGCAGGGUGACUGAUGAUAAGGAUCGCAGGCUUCUGCUCUCGCUGCUCUCCACCUUCUACAGCUCUGAGCUCAUACAGCAGGACAGAUACAGAGUGUGUGAGGGAGACAUGUACUAUGUACCACCGCAUGGACCCUACCAGAGUUACGUCGACUACAUCCGCAGCCUGCCGAUCACAGCCGAGCCUGGGGUCUUCGGUCUCCACAGCAACGCUGACAUCACCAAGGACAACCAGGAGACCAAUCAGCUUUUAAACGGAGUGUUACUCACCCUGCCCAGGCAAACAGGGGGCGGGGCCAAAUCUCCUCAGGAAGUGGUGGAUGAGUUGGCAGAGGACAUCAUGUCAAAGUUGCCACCAGAUUUCAACAUUGAGAAGGUGAUGUCUAAGUAUCCGGUGAUGUACGAGGAGUCCAUGAACACCGUACUGCGGCAGGAGAUCAUCCGCUUUAACAGGUUGACGGAGGUGGUUCGCAGCAGCCUGGUCAAUAUCCGGAAGGCUCUAAAGGGGCAGGUGGUGAUGUCCUCAGAGCUGGAGAACGUUUUUAACAGCAUGCUGGUGGGGAAAGUUCCAGCCGUUUGGGCCGCUAAAUCCUACCCAUCACUCAAACCUCUCGGUAGCUACGUCUCUGACCUGCUGUCCAGACUGCACUUCCUACAGGAGUGGAUAGAUAACGGACCUCCAGCGGUGUUCUGGCUCUCCGGGUUCUACUUCACACAGUCCUUCCUCACUGGAGUGUCUCAGAAUUUUGCACGCAAAUACACCAUCCCCAUCGACUACAUCGGCUUUGAGUUUGAGGUGAUGAAGCAGGAGAAUGAGAUGGAGGUAAAGCCUGAGGACGGUGCGUACGUUCGUGGUUUGUUCCUGGAGGGAGCUCGGUGGGAUCGGGAGCACAGGGUCAUCGGAGAAUCGCUUCCCAAAAUCCUUUUCGACUCGUUGCCCAUCAUCUGGCUGAAGCCUGGAGAGAGCAGCGGAUUCCUGCACCAGAGCGUGUACGUGUGUCCCGUGUACAAAACGAGUGCGAGGAGAGGCACGCUGUCCACCACCGGACACUCCACCAACUACGUCCUGUCCAUCGAGCUGCCCUCGGACCGGCCGCAGAAACACUGGAUCAACCGCGGGGUGGCUGCUCUCUGCCAGCUGGACGACUGAGUACACACACACACACACACACACACACACACACACACACACACACACACAAUACAUACAUCAGCACUACUAUAUAGUAUAUGCAUACAUUUACACACACACACACACACACACACACGCGCGUACACAUAUGUACACUACAGUAACAUGUUUACGGUGCUGGGGAUAAUAAACGUAUAUAAAUCUUCCUGUGUAAACUCUUAUUGCUCUAGUUCCGUGGUGUUCUAGAAGUUUUGGAUGUCUGAGGACAUCUGAUGCUCUAUUCCAGUAUCUAGCACCGUUAUAAGGUCCUGGAUUCAUACAGGAAACAUUACUCACGCUCAAAUGAUAAUAUCUGAAAGUGUGUUUUUGCUUUAUUCUGUUUAUUUAUUUAUUAAGUUUAUUCUGAUAAAAUUCUACUCUGUUCUAUUCUUCUGCAUGUAAUACAUUUUGAUAUGCAAAUGAGCGGUGAUUCAGUCACUGGACACAUUAAUCUAUGACACCCUCUGGUGACUUGUUGUGACCUCUUGAGCAUGGAUUAGCUAGUUUCUCCUGAACCUGUGUAGAGCUGCAUUGCUUUAAACACGUCCUCUGCAUGAUGUCUCUCAGGACACGGCCGCUGUGUGAGACAGGCAAACAAACAGUACACCACCAUGGUGCAGGACAAGCUAAACCUGCAGCUCAACAUUUACAAGUUUCUUUUAACUUUUUAAAACAAUAAUAAGUGACUGAUUUAAAUCUAAAAAGGACAAGCAGAAGAAUACAAACAGAAACAGUCGUGUUCAGUAGAAGCACAGUAUGUUAAGAGUCCCACCUAAACUUCUUUACUGUUAUCUACAAACUCAUUGUUCUAAACACUACAACACAAUAAACAACCUGACACGCU